Messenger RNA from Hydatigera taeniaeformis, 2817 nucleotides. Lineage: Eukaryota; Metazoa; Platyhelminthes; Cestoda; Cyclophyllidea; Taeniidae. The record is from the annotation of a GenBank genome assembly.
AUGAUUCAUUUCUAUGGUGACAAUGUACCCAUGAUGGUCCAAUCAACAGUCUUCGAGCCGGCGAGAGGUCUUGGUUUUGACAUCCUUGAGGAUGAUUGGGCGCUAAAGGGGAGCGCGGGGAUAAGGCUGCCUAAAAGGUCCUCAGUUUCCUCUCGCCGCGCUGCCCCGCCAUGCACGCUAAACGGUCCGCUAUAUCACCGCUACAAGCCGCGUAAAUGGUGUCGCCUCGGGCACUGCCUCCUUACGCCGGAUGCGCACCUCCUCGGUUUCCGCUCGCCCCAUGCUGCACUCACCUCGCCUGUUGUAAGCCUGUUUGUUGCCGCUGCUUCUACUGUUGCAGUGUACGCAGGUCACGAGUCGGGCAUGCAGCAUGUCUUUAAGGUCACACAUGCUGCAGGCGUUGGUACUGUUCCUGCCACCGCUACUGUCGCCGCUGCUGCAACAACUCAUGGUGGCGGAGGUCGAGCUCUUGUGUUCGCUGCAGACUGUGAAGCGGAGGCUCUAGCUUGGAUCGCUCAAAUAAACCAGUACGCACAAGGCAUCACGCCGUGCCGCGUGGAGUCCUUCAUCGGUCAUCAAUGUCGUCAGGCCCACCGUCAGCACCGUCGUCGUUCUAGUGAUGUGGUGGAUGCACUCUCCCUCACCGACUUCGCGCGCACAGCUUCCACGGUGUCAGUGGGUUCACGACGAAAAAGCGUGGUUGCCCUGGAGACUCGACCGCAUAGUCUCUUCCUACCCCCCGUCCAGACAUCCCCAACUUUUCUUGGCGGAGUGGAAAUGACGCUGCCACAACGACAGCAACCACCGCCUCCACUGCCGGCGCCAAAUACUUUCGAUGUAAAUCAGGAGGACAGUGGAUUUUCAGGUUUGAUAUCUUCGAGCAGUUCUGCGACCGACGGUACCAACGGAGAAGCUUCUGAUCAAAGAAAUUCAGCGCUAGCGACUACUAGUGUUGCCAAUCCUCCCCCGUCCUACCAACGUCAAAGCACAGCAUCCACCGUCUCCACAUCUGUUUCCACCUACGACUUUCUUCAGUCUCGAGCGUCAGGUCUGCUAUCCUCGGUCCGCAGGAAGGUGGUUGACUCGCUUAGUCUCCCGAAACGGCGAUCUCUUAUUCUUCCUUCUCGACCAUCGGAUGGUUUGGAAGUGGCUCAAUCAUCGUCAUCUCCAACGCUACCGACAAGGAGGUUUGGAUGGGCUCAACUUGAGGCGGUGAUAGGAAACGACGGGGCUCUGGGUGGGGCUGGUUCCAUGACCUCACCGAGGGCUCGAGCUUGGCGCAGUGUUCGGGGAUUGACGGGGAGGAUGGCAAUGCAGCAUCAGACGCUAAAGUCAUCGUCAUCAACGUCGUCUUCGUCAGCAAAUACAAGUUUGGAUGAGUCAGUGCUGGCGGGCGAUAUCUUUAUUUCCAUUCCUGGUCGUCUUCCAUGGACACGUCGAUGGUGCGUGUUACAUGCCUCCGUGUUGGAGAUUCACGCCUCUACAUUGGGCAUGGAAUACGGCAACGGCAGUGCAUCGCCUCGCCCUCCUCUUUCUCCCCCUCCCCUCCUCCUCAGUCUGCCGUUGCAACCAGGCGUGGUGGAAGUCUCUCCGGCUGCAGAUAAACGCCACCCAUCUGCUGUUCGUCUGUCCGCGUCCUCUCUUACGCCGCUACUACUUCUUCUCGAUGCUGGAGACACUGUGGUGAUGGGACGCUGGAUUCGAGCUAUCAUUGAGGCUCUUGGACACAUCACACAAUCAAAUCUCGUCUCCACUUCCUCUAGUACGGCUGGUACUACUAUCUCGCCGAAGAAUGGCGGUCGCCCCUCUGCACUGACAACAGUACCUUCGCGUCGGCUCUCUGAGAUCCUACGUCCACCUUCGCCCGAACCAAUCUACGACGAAGUUGCUGCCAUCGCGACUGCGUCAAAGCGGUGGACGUGGACGGCCUCGCCACCUCAGGCUGCUUGGCGUUCUGUUGUUAUGGAGGUCACACCGCUGCCAACUGUUCCCUCUGCUGGACCUAGCAGCCCUACUAGUAGUUCUCUUAAUGGCGGUAACGGUGGUGGCGGCGGGGGCACCUAUUCCAGCGUCUACUACGAUUCUGUAAUAGCGGUUGAAGAGGAAGAGGAAGAAGAGUCUAAGGAUGGCGAUCCCCUUCCUCGGACUCAUUCGCUCCGGUCCAGGACUUCUCAUGAGCAGCUCUCUCGUUCACUUUCAAGCUUCUUGAUACACUCAACUUUCUCCGCCUCCAACACCACAGACGACUCAUACUUCCUUCGAAGUCGAUACGAUAGUGGUAGUGGCGGUGUUAGACUGCGUCAUUAUCGCAGUCUUGAUUGGCACUUUCGUGUUCGGCCGGAGGCAGUUGACCUCCCUUCCGUUCCAUGCUCUGCCGGUGACAAGGUGGCCUCCUUCCUUGAUCGCAGUUCUGUGACAACUCCUACAGCCGAAGUAACGGCACUGCCAGCGACGGUGGUGGUGGCGCGGAGCUACUCGUGUGCGGCCUCGACUCCAGCCAAUCAAGAGAAGGUGGAGGGAUUUGUCGUAGCCAAUCCUCGGGGUGUGACAGUGCCAUUGGGACGUGUCGCCUCGCCUCAUGAUCCGCCGCCAGUCGAACACGAGCAUCAGCAAUCCUUUGCCCCCUUGAAAUUCACCGGGGAAGUCGAUGAUGGCGUUGAAGAGGCGCUCAAUGCUCUCGAUGCAGUAACCAACGCAGGUUACUUUGCGGAGCCGGCGCCGACACCUGCCACAUCAGCGGCUGCGGUGGAGGUGGAAUCGGAGGAGCCCCUUCAAAGGGGUCAACCCAAACGGCGACGCAAUAGACGCCGAAAUUAA